Molecule: messenger RNA, 4112 nt
Organism: Gopherus evgoodei (Goodes thornscrub tortoise)
Lineage: Eukaryota; Metazoa; Chordata; Testudines; Testudinidae
Gene: UBXN2A
Product: UBX domain protein 2A
Exons: 8
Coding region: 226-1026 (266 amino acids)
Biological process (GO): nuclear membrane reassembly; autophagosome assembly; membrane fusion
Cellular component (GO): cytosol; nucleus
Molecular function (GO): ubiquitin binding
Source: RefSeq, a predicted model, not a curated record
CCCCGUCUCCGAGUGGGCGGAAGGAAGGGGGCUCCCCGGCCCUGCUGGCUGGGCCGGCCGGAGAGCCUGUGGAAGGCUGGGGUUUGAUACAUUGUAGCGCCCGCCCUGCGGGCUGCGGCGGCGCCAGUUUGAGGCCUCAGUCUCAUGGUUGGAGUCUAAAUGAUGGACUUGAGAGACAUGUGAGGAUGUAAUGUACACGAGGAAACAGGAUGGAGAAGGAAAGAGAUGACUUACAGGGGAAGCAGCAGCAUGAAAGAUGUAGACAAAAUUGAAACUUUAAAAGAAGAAUGGGUAUGUAAACAAGGAACCGAUGACCAAACUCCUAACGGUGCAGAGCAAAGCUGUGAAUUUUUUGUUGAUAACCUUUUUGAAGAAGCUCAGAAGGUUGGUGCUAUAUGCAUGCCACCAGCUAAAGUUAAGAAUGAAGCUGAUAUAAUUAUUAAACUAUGGAAAAAUGGAUUUACAGUAAACGACGGUGAACUCAGAAGCUACAAAGAUGUUGCAAACCAGCAGUUCUUGGAUUCAAUUAAAAAAGGGGAGUUGCCAUUUGAGUUACAAAAGACUUUUGAUGAUGACGUGGAUGUGAAGGUGGAAGAUAAGAAAGACGAGGUAUAUGUAUUAAAGAAGCCAAUAUUUCACCCCUUUUCUGGACAAGGUUACCGGUUAGGCAGCGCGACUCCAAGAAUAAUUUCUAAAGUAAAAAAGGACCUUGAAGCUGAGAACAAAAGGCCUCUUCCUUCAAUAACGCUAAACAAUUUGGAACCAGUCACUAAUAUCCAGAUCUGGUUAGCAGAUGGGGAAAGAAUAGUACAAAAGUUUAAUGUUUCUCAUAGAAUAAGCCAUGUCAGAGACUUCAUAACAAAAUAUCAAGGAUCGCAGGGAAGUGUUCCUUUCAGCCUGACCACAUCUCUUCCUUUCCUAGAGCUGCUGGAUGAGACUCUCACUCUGGACGAAGCUAACUUACAAAAUGCUGUUAUAGUUCAGAGACUUCAGAAAACAACUGAGCCUUUCAGAAGUUUUUCAUAGUCUUUGGUUUUAAGAGUACCUUGAUUAUGACAGUAGAACUGCUGCUGCAAGUAAUGGCCAAAAAAACAUAAAGACUUACCAGUACCAAUUAGUGUUCAACUCACCAAAAGUCUACAUCUAAGUUGAACUAAACUAGACAAAACCAAAACAAACCUGAACAGCAAUAUCUGGAUGCACUGUAUCAUCUCAACAAAGCUGCACUCUUCUUAAAGAGCAAAUUGUGUGUUUUGUGCUGUAGUUUGAGGUAUUUUCUAAGCAUUUCAGUGUUUGGAGAUUGGCAGUAAUGAAGCAGAGGUAACCUAGUAAGACAGGGACCAUCUUCUAAGUUCCUCCUAGCUAGAAAGCACUGAUGGCCUUUUAAAGGCAUGUUUGGGUUAAAAUCAUUUAUUCUAAAAGACUUGUGUUACUAACAGCAAUUUAAGUGACAAUUAAGUCAAAUUUAAUUUUAUUUUUUCACUUCAGUUUGGACUGUGAAACGAAACCACUUGAUUUCACUCAUGUUUCUAUAAGUCAAUUUCAGGUUGAGUCUCUUACCCUAAUGUUUAGAUUACAGAUGCUUCAAUGGCAGACUUACAUUUAAACACUUUUCACUAUUUUCAUAGAAAAUCUUUAUUUUAAAGAAAUCAUGAAAAGCUACUGCAAUUAAGUUUAACAAAUUGAAUUUUGGGACUUCCCUUUCAAAGCCUGUAUUGUGCACAUGAGAACAUCUCAAGACAAGAAUGAGUUGGCUCCAUUGCAUACUGUACAUAAGAUGUUACAUCAGAAACUCCUGAGAUUUGCUUUUCCUAAUGGUUGAAGUAGCUGCUUGCCUCAGUGGCAGCUCUGUUCCCAUCCCCAAGACAUGGAAUGUCGUGACAGAUGCUUUGAGCUACAUGUACCACUAGCAGCGUAAUCCAUUCUGAACCAUGUGAAAAACAAGCAUGACACCCAAUAGUUCUAACGGUAGAUGAAAGAUGGCUAUAGAGAAAUAUAUAGUGAAAAUACAAACCUUCAUCUGUGCCAAAUUGCCAGCUAAGGGCAGAGCUAAUUUGCACAUGUAAGUCUUCCAAUAACAUUUAAAAACCCUUAUUUGGAAAUAAAGCGGUUUCCUUCUCUAUUCGUUUGUUCUUUGUCAGUCCUCACUUUGGUUUAUUUUGCAACUUAUAAAAUAUGCCCAUCGUCUGCUUUUAAUUCAUGUCCCCGUUGUCAGUUAUAAUUAGCGUGUCAUACAUUACUUAUUGAGAAACCAGUGUAAGGACUGUAGAUUUUUGCAUACAGUUUUGCUAGAUAGUUUGCAUGAAUUAAGUUCAGUAGUGUGUGGAUUUGGAAUGGAGCCAUAAAGGUCUGUUAAAUGUGAGUUGUGUUUUUUUUGUCCUGGACCCUUCAAUGAAGAGUAACUGGUUUUGUGCUGCAUUCAAAAAGGGAAAUUGUUUGGUUUAAUACUUUUUAUUUACUACAGUUAAGUGAGAGGGUUUGUUUUUUGGGAAAGAUAAGAUUACUGCACUGCAGUAACCUUAGUUCUUCAUAAAUCGAAGAAUUCUUGAACCCUGGAUGACUUGCUUUUUUUGGUGCAUCACCCAUGCUGAGGUCUGUAUGAAGCUAUCUAGACAACAUGAAUGGUAUGGUUUGAAAUUUAGCUUCCCAAUACUCAUUCAAUGGAGAGACAUUUUUUGAACUUGUAUCUUUAAAAAUUAUGCGUUUUUUGGUACAAAUUUAUUUUGCACCACUCAACUAAGUUAAUUACUUGCACUUCAUUCAGUUUGGAUAACACAAAUGUACACCUCAGUUUUGCUUACUGUUAAUUUCACUUCCUGACUCCUGUAAGCAUACACAGCACAUGGAAUGUUCAGUUGCAAGCAUUCUCUUUUUGACCCUGAUGCUAGUAAGGGUUCUAAAACCACUCUCCUUUCAUUUUCUAACAAAAUGGAAUUUUGGGUGCAAAACAUCUUAAUUCCAAUCCUGGUAAGAACUGGGGAACUAAAUCAGGUACAUUCCUUUAAAAAAAAAAAAAAAAUAGUAGACACCUACUGUGGUAUAUCUGACUAUUAAUUUGCAGAGCUGCCUCUAAGACACAGGAAUCUCAAAUUCAAUUCAUUUGAAUCUCUAAUGUAAAACUAUAUGAGUAUAGGAUGCAUUUGAUCAUAAGAUGUCAAUGUUCUAUUACACAGAAUGUGUAUGACACCUGUAAAUAGCAGUAUCAUACUCCUGCAUCUGUAUAUGAAAUAUCUUUUAUUGUACUAUCUUCUGUUGGUGAAAGAGACAAGCUUUUGAGCUGCACAGAGUUCUUCAGGUUUAGGUAAGGAGAUAUAUAUGCAAUGUAGACAUUUAGGAAGAAAAGUUAGUGCAACACAAUUGAAUUACUCAAAAUCAGAUUAAAUGUAGGCAGUUGUUCUUUCCAAAACAUGGUAAUAGGGUAAGGAGCAGUGUAUAUUACACUAUUGCAAUAUUUUGUUCAUUUUUAUGCUGCUGCUCCCUACAAAGACUAGAGUAUCCCUGUUUGGUUACAGGCUCUGUGAUGGAUUAUAUUAUGCAUUUUCUUGAAACAAUGAUUGUGGCUGCAGUUGCAAAAAAGACUUGCAAUAGUACAAAUUGGAUUCACAAACAACCAUCACAAGCCUUAACAUAAUUUGGAAAGUCAAAAUGGCCUAGAGCAAAAUGACUGAAAUAUACUGUAACCUCUCUUCCCCCUUGCAACAAAGGUACAAUUUAAGCAAGAAACUGAAAAUGAGUUCAGACAUCUGCAUUUGUGUAUUAUUCCCCUGCUUCUGUAUUUCAACACCUGGAAACACUUUAAAACUAAAUUAGAAAUUGCUUCUUGUGCUGCAUUAAGAAAAUCCUUUUUUUCCUUUCUUUCUUUUUAAUGAGGCACUGGACUUUUGCUUAGUUUAGCCUGUUUCUAGAACAACAUUUGGAUUAAAGUUAACAAGUGAGAAAUUUACCAUCUGUUUUAAGCCUCCAGUGCAAGGCAUUUUAAGGGCCUGAUCCAAAGCCUGUUGAAAAAACUUCUGUUGCCUUCAAUGGAUUUUGAACUAGACUAAAUAUGAAACUGAAACUGUAGCCUGAAUUUGAUUGGGUGAAUGAAAAAUAAAUCAUACUGUCUGAACUCA